Anas platyrhynchos (mallard) is the source of this 475-nucleotide messenger RNA. Lineage: Eukaryota; Metazoa; Chordata; Aves; Anseriformes; Anatidae. The record is from RefSeq and is a predicted model, not a curated record.
CGCGCGCGGGAGGGCGGAGCGGCGGGAAAGCGGCGGCGGCGCGGAUUGGCCGGCGGGGCCGCCCGGCGGCGGGGCGGCGGCGCCAUGGAGCUGGUGGCCGAGCUGCGGCGCGGCGGGGAGGCGCGCUCCGUGCGCGUGCGGUGCCCGGCGGCAGAGGAGGGGCCGGGGGGACGGCUGCGCGCGCUGCGCCUGGGGCUGGGCGAGCUGCAGGAGCGCCUCGCGCAGCUGCUGGCGCCGCUCGAGCGCCCCGAGGCGGGAACCGGCGGCGGCGCCGAGGAGGACGAGGACGAGGAGGAGGAGGAGGAGGAUGAAGAGCAGCAGGAGGACGGCGCGGAGGGGAGCGGCGUGCCCGAGGACCCCCCGCCGAAGAGGACGAGGGUGCAGCGGCCCUGACUGAGGCGGCCGGCGGCGGCUCCGCCCCUGCGGAGCUCGGCGGCGCCUCGAAAUGACAAUAAAAGGAGAAAAAAUUAAAAAA